Molecule: messenger RNA, 1640 nt
Organism: Spodoptera littoralis (African cotton leafworm)
Lineage: Eukaryota; Metazoa; Arthropoda; Insecta; Lepidoptera; Noctuidae
Source: the annotation of a GenBank genome assembly
AUGGAUGAUUUACAAAAAUCUUUAGAUCAGUAUGAAGAACAGCUUGCAAUGGUCAACCUAUCACUAGAAACUGUUACUGAAUCUGCAGAAAGAGAAUCUUUACUAUCUUUGAAAUCAGAUUUAGAACAACUUAUACAACUGACUAGAGAAAAUUUAGAUGCUAUAGUACCUAAAAACACAGAAACCGCAGAGACUCAGGCUUCUGAAACUAAAGAUGAAUUGGAUGAUGAGUAUGCUUUGUUUAUGCAAGAGAUGGCCAAAAGUGGUGCAUAUGAGACAUCCAAAGAGGCUACAUCUGAAAACAGCAAAGAUGUACCUGAUGGUGAUGAUAGUGAUAUAGAGGAUGAGUUGUCUUCACUAUUGGGCAUGAAAUGUGCAGUGUAUCAUACACACAAGUGGGGCGGUCAACCUGGACUUUACAAUGCUAUGGUCAGUGCUGUAGUGCCCAGACAAGAUGAAGACCGUUUUCAAGAUCUACAGGUUCGUGUUCUAUUCACUCAUCCUACACAUGCAGAGAUGUUACCUUGUCCAUUUUAUCUUGAUGGUGAAUGUAAAUUCAGUGAUGAACAGUGUAGAUAUUCCCACGGUGCUUUAGUACAAUUGUCGAAUUUAAAGGAAGCAAUAGAACCUGACUUUAGUUCAAUUAGAGUAGGAAGUAGGAUAUUGAUGAAAAUUACACCACCAGAUGAUGAGGACAUAAGUUUAGCAAAAAAAUCUACUGAAAAGUACCACUUAUGGCACAGAGGCAUCAUCAAGAACAUAGAUUUAGAGAAACGAAUCUGUUCAGUAAGGUUGGAGCAUGGUGUACAGGCAGGAGAGAAAAGGAAACAAGGCAGUUAUGAAUAUAAAGUUAAAAUUGAAGACAUUUUUCCGUUAAAUAAUGAUGAUGAAGACGAUAGUGAAGACUCAGAUGAUAGUUUAAGUGACACAGAAUAUCCACAAAGUAAAACUAUGUGUGAAGAUAAAACAGUUGACAACCAUGCACUAUUGGUUGAAAAGAGUUUUCUCAAUGAAAACAAAACUCCUAUGGGAGAGUGGGAGAGACAUACUAGAGGCAUUGGUUCAAAAAUUAUGUUAGCAAUGGGCUAUGUACCAGGAACGGGAUUAGGUGCAUCAAGCGAUGGCCGUGUCCAGCCGGUUGAAGCUCGCGUUCUCCCAGUUGGCAAGAGUCUUGACCAGUGUAUGGCCAUUUCCGAGAAAAAUGCAUCUCAAGACCCAUUAAAGGUGGAACAAAAGCUCCGAAGAUUACAGAAGAAAGAAGAAGAGCGCAACAAAAGAGCAUACGAGAGAGAGAAAGAAAAGGAAAGACGAAAUGUAUUCAACUUUCUUAACAAAACUCUAGGCGAUAAGACAGAGGCUGAUAAUGAACCUGAAACCUCUUUGGAUGUCAAGCAGUCUUCAAGCAAAGACUUGAAUAUUGAACAGUUUAAAAUAACUGAAGACAAAAAGCGAAUUGAAAGGAAAUAAUCAAACUGAAUAGUUCAUUAAUCAAAUAUCCAAGUGGUUCUAAUGGUCACAGAAGUAUUAACAUGCAGAUUAUUGAGAAAAAUAAAGAAUUAAAUAAUCUUGUGCAGAAAGAAAAACAAAUAUCUAAGGAACAAUCACACAGAAAAGAUAAACAGAAAAUGACAGUUUUUUAA